AUGGCCCUCUAUGACUCCCCCACUAUGAAAAUCAGUUAUGGUGCUUCGGACCCAUUUCUAAGUGACAGAUUCACCUUCCCAUACUUCUUUAGGACAGUGCAAAGUGACCACCAUUAUUUCUCUCUUCUAACAGAGCUAUUGAAGUAUUUUGCUUGGACCUGGGUUGGCGUUAUUAGAAUAGAUGAUGAAAAUGGAGACAGAGAAUUUCAGCUUCUGACUAAAUAUUUCUCGGACAAUGGAAUAUGUAUUGAGUUCUCAUCAAAGUUAAAUACUAAGAUAGACAUAUCCACAGAUGUGCCCUAUGUUGUUAAGCAUAAGGAGAUGCUCAAAAAAUCUACCACCAGUGUAAUUGUACUUUGUGGAACUGUUUCUACUGCAAUAGCUGAAGAAUUCAGAAUGUUAAGUGAUGUUCUCAGAAAGAAGAUGUUAAUCCUUCCUACUAAUUGGGCAACCAAUCACAUGAUGUAUUAUGCCAUACACGUUUUUAAUGGGAGUUUAGGAUUAAUACAGAAAUCAUGGUAUGAUCUAAAUAGCCCCAAAGUGAAGGAUUUCCUAGCGAGUAUCCAUCCUUCCAAAUUCCCAAAAGAUGUGUUGCUUGAAGAUAUUUGGAGGCUGAAUUAUUUUUGCUACUCAGCUAAUGCAAAUCUUUAUGCUAAUAGGGAUAACUGCACAGAAGAAGAACGUUUUAAAGACUUUUGGAAUUUUAACAAUAUGUUACACUCCCCCCGGGCGUACCUUGCAGUCAGUCUGCUCUCUCAUGCAAUUUACAAGAUGUUUCUCAGUAAGCCAAGUCCCAAACACGACAAAACUUUGCAUAAUUACAAGUAUCAGUUACAUCAGUACCUGAAAGCGCUUAGAUAUAAUGUCCACGGAAGCUCUCCUUAUACUUUUGAUGAACAUGGAGCAUUUAAAAGCAAAUACUGGAUAUAUAACUAUAUCAUUAAAGAAAAAGUAAAAGUGCAACAUAUUGAAUUUAACCCACUGGCUUCAUCAAAACAGAAACAUUCUGCCUUGGGCAUAAAAUGGAAAACAGACCAGAUCCCUAGAGCUCAGUGUUCAGAAAACUGUAUCCCGGGAUUCAGAAAGGCCCCGAUGCAAAUUCCCCAUGUCUGCUGCUAUGAUUGUGUCCAGUGUCCAGUUGGAGAAAUGUCUAACACAACUGACAGUGAAAACUGCAUCAGAUGCCCAGAUAUGGAAUGGCCCAAUGAGAAGAGGAACCAGUGUAUUGCUAAAACAUUAGAAUUUCUCUCUUACACUAAUGAUGUGAUUUCUAUGUUAUUUUCAUCCUUCUCAGUUCUAUUUUUCCUUUUAACCCUGCUUAUAUUGGGGGUCUUUAUUGAGCACUGUGAUACCCCCAUAGUGAAAGCCAACAACAGGAGCCUGAGCUUCCUCCUCCUUGUCUCCAUCAAGCUGAGCUUCCUCAGUGUGUUUCUGUUCCUCGGUCGCCCUGUGGAUAUAACCUGCAUGCUGCGUAACUUCACUUUUGGAAUCACCUUCUCCAUAGCUGUCUCUUCUCUCCUGGCCAAGACUAUCAUGGUUUGUGUUGCUUUCAAAGCCACCAAGCCAGGGAGCUCAUGGAGAAAAUGGGUGGGAGUCAAACUGUCCAAUUCUGUCGUCUUGUUCUGCUCAUCCAUUCAAAUAAUAAUCUGCAUGACUUGGUUGUCCAUUUCUCCUCCCUUUCAGGAACUGGACCUUCACACUUACCCUGGAACCAUCAUCAUUCAGUGCAAUGAGGGCUCAGCUAUUGGCUUUUACUCAGUUAUUGGGUAUAUGGGGCUUCUGGCAGCUGUUAGUUUUGUUUUAGCAUUUUUAGCUCGGACAUUACCGGACAGUUUUAAUGAGGCCAAGUACAUCACUUUCAGCAUGUUGCUCUUCUGCAGUGUUUGGAUCACAAUGAUCCCGGCCUAUCUGAGCACCAAAGGCAAAAACACUGUGUGUGUG
This is a messenger RNA of Xenopus laevis (African clawed frog), 1941 nucleotides long. RefSeq names its product vomeronasal type-2 receptor 26-like. The record is from RefSeq and is a predicted model, not a curated record. The transcript is spliced from 5 exons. The annotation marks the transcript as partial. NCBI's taxonomy places the organism in Eukaryota, Metazoa, Chordata, Amphibia, Anura, Pipidae.